AUGAGCAAUAGACCAAAUAAUUUUAAAAUACCGCAGGCCUUGACUGCGGGAAAUGUUGCAAGACAUUAUGUGGACCGUCUCCUUGACGGAGAGCGGCCUACUUCGGUGGUAACACCAAAAAAAGCUCCUAAACGGAGUGCGCCAACGGCACAAGCACGCCCAGUUGCGGGAGGGAAGUAUCGGGCAGCCACACCAAGUCACUCGAAUGUGGUCAAAGCCGGCCAAGCGGGACGGGCUAAAAACCAAUUACCGCAACUUGGUCAGCCUGGGGCCCGGGAUAACCCUAACCGUAAGGGGCUGAGCGGGGCCAGAACGAAGUGGUAUCUUCGUUACCUUCAGCAGGGCAAGUCACCCGCAGAAGCUUUGUCUCUGGCCAAAACACCGCAGCCGCUAGAGCAAAAGCCCAACUCUGCUUCGAAGCGGGCAAACACCACCCUGACGCCUCCGACGGAAACGCCUAAGAGGCAGAAGGUGGAGAAGAGCAGGCAACUGACUGCUCUCUUCGAUGGCCCAAAUACCUCAAGGACUGCAAAGGCAACUGAGGUACGCAAGCCAUCAUAUGCGACCGUAACUGGGGCCAUUAAGGUUGCGGUCGUACCAGAGGGGUACCCCAAAGUCAUCCUCAGCAGUGAGAACCUCUCACAGCUGGAGGAAAUAGUCCUCUCCGGUUGGGAUUCUCCAAUCAAGAUUGGAGGAAUCCACUUCAGGGUGGGCCACCUGAUAGUGGACUGCCGCAACGCAACCACUGCUGAGUGGCUGCAAUCAGCAGUCCCCAGCCUCAGUAAGUGGAGCGGUGUCUCCCUGGAGGUAAGGAUGGGCGACGACCUGCCAUCGUCACACAACAUCACCGUCUUCUGCCCCAGGACAGGGGACAAAAUAACAAAGUGGAUCAUGGAAUUGAUCAAGAAACCAAAUGACUUGGACACUGACAACAGGCGUCUCAUAUCAAGGAAGAAUGAGGGUGGUGGCUCGCUCCUCAGCCUUGGGAUUGAUGACAACUCAUGCGCCAAGAUUAUUUCUAGUGACCACAAGCUGAGCUUCAGGUUUGGGGACAUCUCAGAUCUGGCGGAUGAUGAGGAUCUUGAUGCGACCAUCAUCGAGAGGGGGGAUCAGACCACGUUAUCUUCUCAGGAGCUAGGCAUGGAACUAGACCUGCUGAGUAAGGAAGAAGCGAUACCGGUGGAUGGUGAUCUGGGUAUCUCCAGAUCAGCAACGCCGACGAUGAAGCCGAUCAUCUAA
Messenger RNA from Drosophila simulans, 1239 nucleotides. RefSeq lists its product as uncharacterized. NCBI's taxonomy places the organism in Eukaryota, Metazoa, Arthropoda, Insecta, Diptera, Drosophilidae. The record is from RefSeq and is a predicted model, not a curated record. Bases 1 to 1239 code for a protein of 412 amino acids. The transcript has 2 exons.